ACAUUACGUUUUAUUAUGACUGUAGCCUACUGUCUGAAAAGUUUCUCCGCCUUCUUCAUCAAAUUCCACUCUGUGCGCUCUGACCGGGAGUAACCUUUCAUUUCCAUCACAGACCGGCCCCAGCACGCGCCACCUCAACGAGUCCAAUCAAAAGCCAGGGAAUGCCUCCUGUGCAAUAAUACCAUGACGACGCGCCUGUCACUUCCGAGCUGCGAGCGGCGACCAAUAUAAGCAGGCAGACGAUGAGGGAAUUCAAUUGCAAUUCGUGUAAUUGAAUACCCAAUUCAUGAAAUAAAAGAACGCAUUCCCUUUCGUCGCUGAUACACCAGGUGUUUUAUCCAAGGAGUAAGGUGUUGCUGCCAUUGUCAUCAGAUAAACCCACAAGGGCAGAAGAAGAAGGAGCAGGAAAUGAAUACCUUGCCCUGUCAGUGGCAGCAGGAUUCAUUCUCUCUCCAACCAUUCACACCUUAGACUUAGAGGAGCUGUCCUGGUGAUAAACUACCUGCUCAGAGCAUAAACCCUGGGACCCUACCUUGGGUUCUAAAGUGAAAUAACUCAUCCCCCCCGCACACACACACCCAGUCAGGAUGAAGCUGAAAGAGGACCUGAACCCAGUGCUGCUGCUGCUCUUCCAGGUGACGGUGUGGCUGUACUCUGUCCUAGCCUUCCUCCCCUCCUACCUCUUCAGCUCUGUGUCAGAAUCAGAUGCAGGCCUUGGCUCAGAACAGGAGCGGGCUCAGAGACUCAAGGCCCAGUCUGUGACGGGUCGCCCCGCGGGGCCCUACAGGGCCAUGGGCGCCACCAAGAGGCUGGUGUCGUCCCUGCACCCCGGGGUAGACACACUGGAUAAGGUGUUUGAGGAUGCAUCCAGAAGGUUCCCUGACAGAGACUGCUUGGGCACCAGAGAGGUGGUCAUGGAGGAGGAUGAGAGACAGAACAACGGAAAGGUCUUCAAGAAGGUGAUCUUGGGGCAGUACCGCUGGCUGUCCUAUGCUGAGACCCACAAGGCAGCAGCACGCUUUGGCAGUGGUCUUGCAGCGAUGGGCCAGAGAGCCCACAACAACAUUGCCAUCUUCUGUGAGACCAGGGCCGAGUGGGUCAUAGCUGCACAGGCGUGCUUCAUGCAAAACUUCCCAUUGGUCACUCUGUACUCUACCCUGGGGGGUCCGGCCAUUACUCACGGUCUGAACGAGACAGAGGUUAGUCACAUCAUCACCAGCAGAGAGCUACUGGAGACCAGACUCAAGUUCAUCCUACUGGAGGUGCCCAGACUGCAGCACAUCAUUGUGGUGGAUGACACGCCCACCAAGUGGCCUGGUUACCCACGAGGCAUCAGUGUCCACAACAUGGCUACCGUUCAGGAGCUGGGGACCAAUCUUGAGAAUGGUAAACACACAGUGUCUCGUGGGCGUAAACAGCCCAUGCCCUCUGACAUCGCUGUCAUCAUGUACACCAGCGGCUCCACUGGCGUACCCAAGGGCGUCAUGAUCUCCCAUAGCAACAUCAUUGCUGGCAUCACUGGCAUGGCAGAAAGGAUACCCAACCUGGGUGAGAAUGACACCUACAUCGGGUACCUCCCCCUGGCCCAUGUGUUGGAGCUGAGUGCAGAGCUGGUGUGUGUAGCUCAUGGCUGCAGGAUCGGCUACUCCUCCCCCCAGACGCUAGCGGACCAGUCAACAAAGAUAAAAAAAGGCAGCAAAGGAGACACCAGUGUUCUGCAGCCUACUCUAAUGGCAGCUGUGCCGGAGAUUAUGGAUCGUAUCUAUAAGAAUGUGAUGACCAAGGUGGAGGAGAUGAGCAGUGCUCAGAGGACUCUGUUCACUCUGGCCUACAACUACAAGCUGGAGCAGCUCUCCCAAGGACGCAGCACGCCACUGUGUGACAACCUGGUGUUUAAGAAGGUUCGGUCCCUUUUGGGGGGGAAGACCAGGGUGCUGCUGUCGGGCGGGGCACCCCUCUCUGCCGCCACCCAGCGCUUCAUGAACGUGUGCUUCUGUUGCCCCGUGGGCCAGGGCUAUGGCCUCACCGAGACCUGCGGCGCUGGCACCAUCAGCGAGAUGUGGGACUACAGCACAGGGCGAGUUGGAGGACCGCUCAUUUGUUCUGAAAUCAAGCUCAAGGAUUGGGUGGAGGGUGGCUACCACAGCACAGACACACCCAACCCACAAGGUGAGAUCCUGAUUGGCGGGCCCAACGUAACCAUGGGUUACUACAAGAAUGAGGCCAAGAACCAGGACUUCUUUGUGGACGACAACGGCCAGCGCUGGUUCUGUACGGGAGACAUAGGAGAGGUCCAUCCUGAUGGAUGCCUCAAGAUCAUUGAUCGUAAGAAGGACCUGGUUAAGCUCCAGGCAGGAGAGUAUGUGUCUCUGGGGAAGGUGGAGGCCAUGCUGAAGAGCUGCCCCCUUAUAGACAACAUCUGUGCCUACGCCAACAGUGAAGAGAUGUACGUGAUUGGCUUUGUGGUGCCCAAUCAGAAGCAUCUGCUGUCGCUAGCGGAGCAGUAUUGUAUCCGGGGCUCGUGGGAGGAGCUGUGUAACAAUGCUGCCAUGGAGGGGGUGGUCCUGCAGGUCAUCACUGAAGCUGCCCUAUCAGCCCAGCUGGAGCGGUUUGAGAUCCCCCGUAAGAUCCGUCUGAGCCCCGACCCCUGGACCCCCGAGACGGGCCUGGUGACCGACGCCUUCAAGCUCAAACGCCAGCAGCUGAAGAGUAAGUACCAGGACGACAUCGAGAGAAUGUACGGCGGGAAGUAGGACCAGACCAGACCAGAACCACUCCAUGCACAGAUCCAGCAUCUGCCUCAAGCCUCCAAGCUUUUUGCUCCAUCCUCCUAUCCCCACCAGACCCCCAUCCCGGACGAGCCCCCAGAAGCACUCAAUUUACUUGAAUCUACUUUGUUCUAAUGAGACCAAAAAAGAUAGAGGGAGAGAAAUAGAUAGAGAAACAGAUUGAGAAAGAUAGAGGGAGAGAAACAGAUAGAGAAACAGAUUGAGAAAGAUAGAGGGAGAGAAAUAGAUAGAGAAACA
Messenger RNA from Oncorhynchus mykiss (rainbow trout), 3026 nucleotides. RefSeq names its product fatty acid CoA ligase Acsl3. The record is from RefSeq and is a predicted model, not a curated record. Gene Ontology annotation, molecular function: long-chain fatty acid-CoA ligase activity. NCBI's taxonomy places the organism in Eukaryota, Metazoa, Chordata, Actinopteri, Salmoniformes, Salmonidae. Gene Ontology annotation, biological process: long-chain fatty acid metabolic process; long-chain fatty-acyl-CoA metabolic process; neuron differentiation. Gene Ontology annotation, cellular component: lipid droplet; endoplasmic reticulum; plasma membrane.